Mangifera indica (mango) is the source of this 483-nucleotide messenger RNA. RefSeq lists its product as uncharacterized. The coding region runs from base 1 to 483 and encodes 160 amino acids. The transcript has a single exon. NCBI's taxonomy places the organism in Eukaryota, Viridiplantae, Streptophyta, Magnoliopsida, Sapindales, Anacardiaceae. The record is from RefSeq and is a predicted model, not a curated record.
AUGGCAGCUUUGCAGAAGUUCAAGAUCCUGGCGACGCCAUGUGGGGUUGUCCAGAGCCCCACCGGGAGCUCCAGAACAAGCCCACUGGUGCAACUGCCGCGCAAGAUGACUACCUUACGGAUGUUACUGACCAAGAACACCAGCCGCUAUUCGCAAAAACUGCUUUCAAGUCAACAAGAAGUUGUUGUCCUGGUUGAUCAUGAACAUGACGUUUUGGAUGAGACGAAGAAGAAGAAGAGUCAGAGCAACACUUUGAAGGACCUGUUUUUGUCUUCUUUUGAAGAUGACAACGUUCGUAAUGUCAAGGCUGAUGAUGAUGAUGAUGAUAUGAAGGUUAGAGACAAGAGUGAAAUUUUGUUAAUGAAGAAGUUGCAGGGUGGUUUGGGAGGUGAACCUGGUAUGUCUAGACCAGUUUGGGUUGGGUUUAGACAUAGAUUGCUCAGGAAAGCUUGGAAGCCUAAGCUUGUUUCUAUUCCUGAGUAA